AAAAACACAUUUCGUGUGCUCUGUUAGCGACGACUGAUCCGUUCAUCCGUCCUCUGGCUGUUCACCCGCAGACAAAGAUGGUUUCUCCGGUCACUGUGGUCAAGAGCGAGGGUCCAAAGCUUGUUCCGUUCUUCAAAGCCACUUGCGUCUACUUUGUUCUGUGGCUACCCACCUCAAGCCCCUCCUGGUUCAGUGCCCUCAUCAAAUGUCUGCCCAUCUUCUGUCUUUGGGUUUUUCUACUUGCCCAUGGCAUCAGCUUUUUAGGUGCCCACUCCAGUGCCAGGAAAAUCCUGGCAGGACUUAUUUUUUCAGCUUUGGGUGACGCAUUUCUCAUCUGGCAAGAACAAGGCUACUUUAGUCAUGGACUGCUUAUGUUCGCCAUAACCCACAUUCUCUACUCUUCGGCCUUUGGGAUGAAGCCCCUCAACUUGAGAGCAGGUCUGGUCAUUGCUGUCAUCUCAGGCUUCAGCUACACCCUACUGUACCCCUACCUCUCUGGUCCCUUCACCUACCUGGUGGCUGUUUACAUUGCUCUCAUUGCCUUCAUGGGCUGGAGGGCCAUCGCUGGAGUCCAGCUUGCCAAUUACCUCUGGACCUGGACUAAACUGUCGGCCUGCCUCGGAGCCGUCCUCUUCAUGGUGUCCGACCUCACCAUUGCCGUCAACAAGUUCUGCUUCCCAGUGCCCCACUCUCGAGCCAUCAUAAUGGCCACCUACUAUGCUGCCCAGAUGUUGAUCGCAUUGUCGGCUGUGGAAUGUCAAGACGCUGAUGCGGCUCGGAAAAGAGCCUGAGGAAGCACACAUUAACCAACCUUCCCCUAAUGACUCAACAUCGUUAACAGCUACACAGAUUCAAGUUCCACUUUCUGCAACCCCUGGUCCAUCCACAGUUCCCCUGUCUGACCGUGGCCGGGAAAUAUUGGUUAUAUUUGAGGAAUUGCCAUUUUAAGAUCAUGUGAGACCAAACCAAUGGAAGAAUUCUUGCUGGAUACAUGUACAAGGUUGGAUAGUCUUGGACUCUUAGUCAGGUUGACUCAACCCAUAAUUACAAUACUGCAUUUGUUUCCUCUAGGAGCACCAUCAUUUUGGUAUUGAGAAAGGAAAGACAGAUUAGUUUUGGCCUUCUGGUUACUAGAUCCAAAUAUUCAGAUUUUCCCAACUUAGCCAACUUACUUUCCCAUUAAGUGUUGUCUCCAUUUUGACAGAGACUAUUGCAGUGUCCUCUAAAUGUAGGACAACGUAUCUUGUCCACUUCAGAGAGUCCCUGAUGGCUUAUAUUGUGAACAAAGAGUGAGUCUUGAGUGACAUAGUGUCUGGCUCUAUAAUGGACUAGCAAACAAUAUAAAGUGGUUCAGACUCUUCUGAGGGGGCUGGUUUCCCCGUCUCACUGUAGAUUUCCCAAAUCUAAUCAGAGAGCAGCAUGAAAACCAUUUUAUACUAUAGCAGAUAUGUUAGCGUAGUGCUGCUGUAUAGCCUUGUCUUAGCAUUGUGAGGUAUACCUUAUCCUGUGUCAUUGACACAUUGCAAAGUCAUUUUGUUUCAUAACUUGAGUUAGUACACAAACCUCCAUGCCUACAUGUGCUGGAGAAGUUGUCUUGUCAUGCCUAAUUGACUGCAACCAGUGCUAGCAUUGUCUC
This is a messenger RNA of Sinocyclocheilus anshuiensis, 1636 nucleotides long. Its product is annotated as lysoplasmalogenase-like protein TMEM86A. Gene Ontology annotation, cellular component: membrane. Gene Ontology annotation, molecular function: hydrolase activity. The record is from RefSeq and is a predicted model, not a curated record. Bases 78 to 791 code for a protein of 237 amino acids. The transcript is spliced from 3 exons. NCBI's taxonomy places the organism in Eukaryota, Metazoa, Chordata, Actinopteri, Cypriniformes, Cyprinidae.